UGAAAAUUGAGUUUGCUCAAGGGACAAUGUGGAUGUUAUACAUGUUGAAGAAAGUUGAGUUUUGAAGUUCUUCACUUGAAAAUGAUUAAAUGAAAUUGAGAGGAAUAAAUCUAGAAGAAGGAAAAUUGCUGAGGACAUAUUGCUCUUUUCCCAGAACUUCAGGGUGACGAUUGCUCACUGGUUGACCUUCAUUUCUCAAAGCCUUACAGUAUUGAAUUGCUAUGUUUACAUCUCUUUUGUAAGUUUUGAUUUGGUUUUCCUGUUGUUAGUUGAAACUCUAAAUUGAAAUUGCUUUUAUAUCAUGCAGUUCUGGAGCAUAAGAUAAUAUGUAGUUUUCACUAAGUUUACAUGUUAUAAUGAUUGAUAGUUAAAUAAGGUUUCUGUUUUGACACUAUUUCCCUUUCCUUUUCUUCCAUUUUUCAAGUCUUAUUGUUUAUGUUAUAAUGAUUGAUAGUUAAAUAACAGGCUGGGCAUGUGUUUUCUAAAGUUUCUCACUUUUUUUAUUCACCAACAAGCAGAAAACCUUUCUUUUUUAAGUUAAAUUCAUUAUGGAAGAUAUGGAUUUUAUUAAGCUCUUGGCAUUGUGGUCGAAGAAUAAUAAAUUUGGCUCCAGUUCCUUUUUAAUAAUAGAACUAAUACAUGAUCAAACUUGAAAGGCAAAUGAUUAUGAUCUAUGAAUGCUAUCCAGACUCUUUUGUCUUUUCUUAGUUUUUGAUUCGAUUAUGAGGUGAUUGUAGCUAUUUCACUAAGUUAUUUCACUGUGAUUUAGUUUUAAUGAGUUGAAUCAAACUUGAAAGUAAACAGACUUUCCUUUGUGUUUUCCCCCUUUUUUUUUACCUUUGUCUAUCAAUUGAUAAAGACCAUUUUUUAGGUUUAUAUCUGGAAGUGUGAUUUUUCCUUCAUUAUUUUUUUUAAUAUCAGUUUCAUUUCAUUUUUUUUUAAAAGUUUUUGAAGAAGGUUUUAUCAGUUGAAAACAUUUCCAAUAAUCUUUCGUUGAUGGUGAUGGCAUAGAAGAAGUUGAGUUCAAAUAGUUUUUGUGAUAAAUGGUAAGAUAAGCUUCGUGGAUGGUUGUUGUUGGUCUUCCUGUCUAAAUUGUUCACUAAAGAACUAUGUUAGUU
Messenger RNA from Rubroshorea leprosula, 1118 nucleotides. Lineage: Eukaryota; Viridiplantae; Streptophyta; Magnoliopsida; Malvales; Dipterocarpaceae. The record is from the annotation of a GenBank genome assembly.